GCGUCACAGGUGGCGCUGGGGGGAACACCAGCAGGAGUGGCCUGUCAGUCGCCGUUGUUUACACCCGUCAGCUGUUUCCUCCUCGCCAGUCAGCUGUUGCCCCCUCGCCAGUCAGCUGUUGCCCCCUCGCCAGUCAGCUGUAGCAUCAGGGAUCCGUCAUGGGGCCCCAGAACUCAGACGACCAGGAAGUAUUUGAAAUUGUUGACUUCACAACUGCAUCAGACUGGGAAUGCUUCAUUGCUGCUGUAGUGGAAGCUGUGCACGAGUGGAGAUUAUCAGGAGAGCGACAGUUGACCCCUCUCGGCAAAGGGCAGUUAGCCACAGCAAAAUGGAGUGAAAGAACAGUUGUAGUAAAGUUUUCAGACUUUCCCUUCAAUAUGACCCACCACAGCAUCGUCAGUGAAGGUGUCGAGUCUCCACCCGACGAGUCAGAGCCCAGUGCAGAAUAUGAAACUGAAGAAGAAACAGAGAAGCUGCCACAGGCACUGGAUGAUCUCAUGAAUAGGGAGAAUGAUUUUCCAGCUCGGGCGCACUGCCUUGUACGCUGGUAUGGUUUACGGGAGUUUGUCACUCUCGCCCCGUUGAACCCAAAUCAACCUAUCAUCUCCCCAUCCAAGUCCAAGCUUCUGCUGUCAUCACUUACUAUAGCUGCUAAUAAUACCAACUGUCAGGUACCCAUGUUUGUUCAUGUUCUUCGACCCAGUGAAAAAAUGUACCUUGGAGUGGGACUGGGGUCUGGUGUUCGCACAGAUUAUGAUAUGGUUCAUAUGAGACACCCUCCUCGACAAUGCACUCAUCUUGCUGGGCUUCUGGAUGUAUUUCGAAAUAAACUCCAGUGUACUGUGGCGUCCCCUCCUGUUUUGGUAUCGGUGAGAUUCACAUAUAUUCUCUCCGAAUGGCCUCACACACUGUGGACACAACAGCCACCAGAUUUUGAUGCCACACUAACGGAGGUUGGCUUUUCCGAUUUGGGAAAGUUGCCAUUUGGGGCACUAAGUGAUCCAGUCAGUGAGCUGCAUCUUUCUGCUACGUGGCCAUGUGUUAGUGAAGAUGUAUUGGUAGAUAGUGAUGUGUACAGUGACCUCAACCCCGGUUCGGCUCCUCUGUGGACGGCUCGCCUUGUGACCAACACAUCUCCUCCGUGCCUGCUUUCUGAAUAUCUCACCGAGUUUCUCCACGUGUGUCGAAAUAAUCAAUCUGUGUCUCAGAUCUUGGGACCAGCUUUUACUCCAGAGGUGGAGGAUGCUGCACAAUAUUCUACAGCUUUGGAUCGUUUGACAGAAUCAUCUGUGCCAACUUUGUCUAAAAUGGUAGGUCGAGUACGACCUGGUUCAAAAGGUGGGAAACGGCCGUCUGUUUCCCAGGCUGGAGAAAUGGGUCCCAUAUCAGUAGAUAUUCUAGUUCCAAUUCUCAACUACUUGUUUCCUGAUGCUGAAGGAGAAAAGCAGCUUGCUCCUUUUCCUACUAUUUUGAGUCAAGUUCCAGAGUGGACUGUUGAUGGUCAGAUUGGUGAACAUCCAUUGAAGAGUUUACUAAGUAAUAUGAAGAGUAGUGGUGUUGAUGGUUUAAUAUGGCGUUUGGCUGUUGUGUUGAGUCAUGUGAUCCACUCUCUUGGUGGAUUGCCAGCUGCAGCUCAUCUCUGGCAUGAAGUGGUUUUGGAACUACGAUUUCGCUGGGACAAUGCAAUUUUAGUCCCAGGUAUUGGCAGUGGGUCACCUGAUCUUGCAUCAACAUUACUUCACCAAAAGCUUCAAAUGCUAAACUGUUGUAUAGUUCGAAGAAGGGCAAGGGAGAAGUCCAUGUCUAAAUCUAAUAAUGAUGAGGUAGAUGAUGAAGAUGAAUUCUAUGAAUGUGAAGAAGAAAUGGAGGAAGAAGAGAAGUCCAAUGGUAGCCGUCCAUCCUGGGACAAGCCAGAAGGUCGCUUAAAGCGCUGUGGAAAAUUGAGGCUUAUUAAAACAAAUGAGCAGUUAUUCAUUCCAUAUACCCAAGAACCAGCACCAAUGACAGAAGACCGGCUUGAAGAACAUGCAGAUGUGUUACUACGCUUGGGAACAGAUACUGUGGGAUCCCAACUUCGUGCACGAAUGAUGUCUGCUUCUUUGCUUUCAGAUAUGGAGUCCUUCAAGGCAGCAAAUCCAGGAGCAGUCCUUGAAGAUUUUGUGCGAUGGUAUUCACCUCGGGAUUGGAUAGAAGAUGCAUCUGAUGACCCCAGUCAGCCUCCUUGUGGUAAUCUUAGUGCUCGCAUGCUGAUUCCAGGAAAUAUGUGGAAGGAGGUAUGGAAUAACGCCAAACCCGUUCCAGCUAGACGCCAGAAGCGCUUGUUUGAUGACACUCGGGAGGCUGAGCAGGUUCUCCACUGGCUAGCAUCUAUGGGUCCUGGUACUGUGUGUAGUCACCUUCAACCCAUUAUUUUACAUGCUUCCCUCUGUCGACUUGCUGAAGAAAAAACACUGUUUUCUCUCCCUGCUCCUAACAGCCUACCUCAGCCAUGUCACAGCAAUACUCUUGCUACCAUCUUGGAGAUGAUUGCACAAAGAGUUGUAAGACUCUCAAGACAACCUCCUGAUUCCAAAAAGUAUCAGGAAGUUAUUGAACAAAUAACAGAAGUUGAAACUUGUAUAGCCCGAGCACAGAGUGUGCGGCAUAAGCUUCUAGGAGACACCACUGAGUCACAUACUUCCUCUCCUUUGGCUCUGGAGGAGCUUGUUCUGAGACUCUUGAACUCGCCCGAGGUGAUCCUUGAUGGUGGACCUCGAGGUCCUGCUGCUGCAGUUAUCAGGAAACUGUUUCAACAGGCUCGAAGAGCAUCAAUGUUGGUAGAUGAUUCCCCCCAAGAAAAUCCAAGCACUAAUGAAGGGCGUCGUUCAUCUAUGAGCUCUAACCAUGCUGGAACUGCAAGUGAAUUAGGACGCCCAGCUGGUCGUGAAUAUCUUUUGCGUACACUGGUACCAGCACCUGCACCUUACUCGCGUCCAGUUCCUCACCGCAUGUUUGCUGUUAUUCUUCAAAAUGAAUUUCGUCUCGCAGGGGCAUAUUCACAGGACACUACUUUCUGUUGAUCAUAAUGUAAAUAAAAUGACAUAGAUUUAUGAUGUAUAUAAUAUAUGCAUGAUUUUAACAUGAACAUUGGUCAUAAUAAUUGGGUUAGCAACAGUAACUACUGGCAGGAUAUUUUUUUUUAUAAUACAGUAUUUGCAGUGACUGGUUACUAUCAAGAUACUUGGAAGUUUAAUUUUUUUAAUAUAAUUUAUAAUUACACGUGUUACUAGUCAUUUUAACUAAUGUUGAUCAUUUCACAAGAUUCAUUAUAUAUGAUCAUUUCACACGAUUCAAUAUAUAUAUAUAUAUAUAUAUAU
Molecule: messenger RNA, 3356 nt
Organism: Procambarus clarkii (red swamp crayfish)
Lineage: Eukaryota; Metazoa; Arthropoda; Malacostraca; Decapoda; Cambaridae
Source: RefSeq, a predicted model, not a curated record